Molecule: messenger RNA, 554 nt
Organism: Paramecium sonneborni
Lineage: Eukaryota; Ciliophora; Oligohymenophorea; Peniculida; Parameciidae
Source: the annotation of a GenBank genome assembly
AUGAAUUAUGAUUUCUCUUUUGCUGAAUUCAAAACUCCUUAAAAACCAUAUUAUGUUAGAUCAAAUCACAAAUAUAACCUAAGUUAACCUUAACUAUCCAACUUUUAAACUGAUUUUUAGGAACAUAAAUAAAAUCUCUCUAAAGUUGGAUAAGAAUCCUUAAAAAAAUGGGAUUUCUUUUCUGACCCAUUCAGUUUACCUGAUAAAUAUCUUAAUAAUUCAUCUAAAUAAAUAAAAACAGAAACAACAGAAGUUGGAUUUGAUAGUAUUGAUCUCAUUUUAGGAAAACAAACGGAUCGAAACAGUUCCACAUCACUUCAAGUAAUUCACUAAAAAACUUAAUCAGAAAAAUUAAUAGGCAAAAAAGUAUAAUUUUCUGAACUAGUACAAGUUAAGAAUGAUGAUGGAAGUGAAUCUGAAGAACCUAUUUAAUUAAUAUCAAGAAAAGAAACAAGAAAAAGCAAGUUUUCAACAUCUUGUUAGAGACCACAUGAUCAAAUUAGAAAAUAAUUUUGAUAUAAAUUACUACUCAAUAUAAAAAAUAUAAUAUAGAG